This is a messenger RNA of Haliotis rubra (blacklip abalone), 2189 nucleotides long. Its product is annotated as zinc finger protein 436-like. NCBI's taxonomy places the organism in Eukaryota, Metazoa, Mollusca, Gastropoda, Lepetellida, Haliotidae. Bases 144 to 2162 code for a protein of 672 amino acids. The transcript is spliced from 7 exons. Gene Ontology annotation, molecular function: DNA-binding transcription factor activity, RNA polymerase II-specific; RNA polymerase II cis-regulatory region sequence-specific DNA binding. The record is from RefSeq and is a predicted model, not a curated record. Gene Ontology annotation, biological process: regulation of transcription by RNA polymerase II.
AACUGUCAGUCUUGAAUUAAUUUGAGAGCGCGCCGUUUUCACGGCUGUUCGCCAUUAUGUAGAUCUACCGUAACUCUCGUCACUGUUAUGUCAUAGCAACUACAGAACACAAGGCAUAUACGCAAGAAUUCUCCGUAACAAGGAUGGCUAAUACUCAAGCAAUACCCACUUUCAAAGGGUCUGGUGAGCCGGUGGCUAAUUUCAGAGAAAUGGAGAGCCACGUGUGGGGGGACAUAGACAAGUACUUCACUGAACAUCAAAUGGCAGCAUUGUCUGAGUAUGAGAAGCUGAGACUGAGAAACAUGAGGAAGAGCUACGAAAUGAUGGCGCUUUUAGGUAUGCCGGUAAUGAAGCCAGAUUUCAUGAAGACUCCUAGAGUGGAAAAGAAAAGGAAAACGAUGAAGCCAGUGAUGAAGGACGACGAUAAUAGUUCUGUUUCGAUUGAUGCUGACGAAAUUUCGGAACAUCAUACUACUGUUAGAAGGAGUGCUCGAGCAUCGAAGCCUCUUGUGCCGUAUGAGGCACCAGACUGUACAACCAGACUGAGACUGAAGAAGAAUGACAUGCACUCAACAUCCAAGGUGACUGAAAAAGAUCCAUGUGAAGAUAAUCUUUCUCUGAUGAAACGUAAGAGACCCCAGACUAACUACACGGAGGCUGGUCUGCUGGCUGAUGAUUGCUUGUACAUGUAUCCAAACGACAGUCGUGACUUGAGUCCAGUCACCUCUGUCGUGUUGUCAAGGAUAAAUCUAAAGGAUAUACAUGGAAGGGAAAACGUGAGACUUAGGAUAAGUGCAGACAAUGAGAACUUUAACUUACAAGCUUUUCCUAAGAAAACUAAAAGCACGACACAGAGUAGUAGCUAUACUGUUUUAAAGGAAAAAGAAUGUGACAGAGGAUCUGUAGUUAUUACUAGGAAUAACAGGAAACACAAGAAGAGUAAAAGUGAUAUUGCUUUAGAAGAUACAGAAAGUGGAGGAUAUGUAUUAACUAGCAAACUUAAGAAACACAAAAAGAGUAAACGUGAUACACCUUCAAAGGAUACAGAAUGUGAUAUAGGAUCCAAAGUAACUUACCACCUUGAGAAAGACAAUGAGAAUGAAAGUCAUGCUGCUUCAGAAGAAACAGAAUGUGGAGGAUAUGUAUCAACUAGCAAACUUAAGAAACACAAAAAGAGUAAACGUGAUACACCUUCAAAGGAUACAGAAUGUGAUAUAGGAUCCAAAGUAACUUACCACCUUGAGAAAGACAAUGAGAAUGAAAGUCAUGCUGCUUCAGAAGAAACAGAAUGUGGAGGAUAUGUAUCAACUAGCAAACUUAAGAAACACAAAAAGAGUAAACGUGAUACACCUUCAAAGGAUACAGAAUGUGAUAUAGGAUCCAAAGUAACUUACCACCUUGAGAAAGACAAUGAGAAUGAAAGUCAUGCUGCUUCAGAAGAUACAGAAUGUGGAGUAUAUGUAUCAACUAGCAAACUUAAGAAACACAAAAAGAGUAAACGUGAUACACCUACAAAGGAUACAGAAUGUGAUAUAGGAUCCAAAGUAACUUGCCACCUUGAGAAAGACAAUGAGAAUGAAAGCCAUGCUGCUUUAGAAGAUACAGAAAGUGAUAUAGGAUCCAUGGAAAGAAGCAGACCAAAGAAACACAAGACAAAGUCACAUGAGUGCAAACAGUGUGGGAAAACAUUCACACGAUCACAUUCUCUUUUUAACCACACAAGAAUUCACACUGGAAUAAAGCCUUACAAAUGUAGAAAGUGUGGUAGAUCAUUCACAGAAUCCAGCUCUCUGCAAAGACACCUCAGGGGCCAUAGGGGAAUCAAGCCUCAUCUGUGCAGUGUGUGUGGGAAAAGAUUCGCCCAGUCGAUGGCUCUCACGAUACACAUGAGGUGUCACAGUGGUGACAAGCCUUUUGUGUGCAGUGUGUGUGACAGAAAAUUUGCUCAAUCGUGUGAUCUCCACACACAUAUGGCACGUCACAGUGGAACCAAAAAAUAUAAGUGUGAGCGGUGUGGCAAAAGAUUUACACAGUCAGGUAGUCUCCUGAGACACAUGAAAUGUCACAGCGGCAUCAAGCCCCAUGAAUGCAGUACGUGUGGGGAAAGAUUUGUUAGGUCAGAUAACCUUCACACACACAAACUGAAGCAUCAUCCUUGUUAAAAACUGAAUAAAGUAUUCAUUUCUACA